AUGUUGGGCAAGGACAACGGUGUACUGGUUAUUAUAGUAACCACGGUGUUGACCGUUCGAGGAUACAGUGGCCACCAGCUGCCGACGGGCACCCACAAGCUCUGCGGUCCGGCACUGUCCGAUGCCAUGGCUGCGGUGUGCAACCAGGGCUACAACACCAUGACCCCCCGGAAGGAUGUUGAGGACAAGGAGGGCACUACGGCGAUGCUUGUGUCAGGCUCACACUACUCCCUCAGUCCACUCCUGUCCAGCCUAUACGGGUCGGAGGUUUUGAUCAAGACCCGUCGCCAGCGAAGACACUAUCCGGGUGGCAUUUACGAUGAGUGCUGCCUGAACUCCUGCAGCUACCAGGAAUUGGCCGACUACUGCCUGUGGCUGCCCCAACGAUAAAGCACUUAACCC
Molecule: messenger RNA, 402 nt
Organism: Drosophila bipectinata
Lineage: Eukaryota; Metazoa; Arthropoda; Insecta; Diptera; Drosophilidae
Gene: Ilp1
Product: Insulin-like peptide 1
Cellular component (GO): extracellular region
Molecular function (GO): hormone activity
Source: RefSeq, a predicted model, not a curated record